Messenger RNA from Caenorhabditis briggsae, 309 nucleotides. The transcript is spliced from 3 exons. The coding region runs from base 1 to 309 and encodes 102 amino acids. Lineage: Eukaryota; Metazoa; Nematoda; Chromadorea; Rhabditida; Rhabditidae. The record is from RefSeq and is a predicted model, not a curated record.
AUGGAUAAUAUUCAGACGUUUUUCGACAAAUAUGUACAUCUUCCCAGCGAACUCUCCGGCAAAAAUGACCACGCCUACAUCAUUCUCAUCCUCUUAUCAGUCAUUUUAAUUCUGAUUCUUCUCAUCUGUAAUCUUUGUAUUUGUUAUUUCAUCAGACAACGACGGCGUCGAGAGCUCAUCGACUAUCCAUCCAACACCCUACAGUACAUCCCCUUCCCACGAAACAUUCGAAAACCGUAUCGAUCGGAUUCUUCGAGUAGUCCAUCGUCGUCGAAUCGAAUGAUGCUCCCGCCACGUCAUCAUGUUUGA